This is a messenger RNA of Trichophyton benhamiae CBS 112371, 261 nucleotides long. RefSeq lists its product as uncharacterized. Bases 1 to 261 code for a protein of 86 amino acids. The transcript has a single exon. NCBI's taxonomy places the organism in Eukaryota, Fungi, Ascomycota, Eurotiomycetes, Onygenales, Arthrodermataceae. The record is from RefSeq and is a predicted model, not a curated record.
AUGCAGAACAUGAAAUAUAUCAACCAAGCAAUUCCGGGACUCAUGGCUCAGCUGAACAUGGAAGUAUUUGGAAAUAAUAAUGAUGAUGGGGGUGUUUGCAUGGGUGACUGGGUCAUUCACGAAGGAAAACUGGUUAGGGCCAACGAUCCAUCGGUGGCUGGACUUCGUUUAAAGAUAUUAGACGGUGAAGAGUUACUCACUUGCAUUCUGAUGAUAUUGCAAGGGAAAGCAAUAUGGUAUGAGCAAGAGAUCCUGACGUAA